AUGUCAGCGGUAGGCGUAGCAGCAAGUAUUAGUUCUUCACAAGCGACGGCAUCAGGUGAACGUCAGUCAGCUGCAGCGGCAUCGGCUUCUGCUUCGGUACCAUCUUCGUCUCGGUGGAUUUUCACCUAUGAACAACUGAUGAGGGUUCCCAGCAUUCGCGAAGGCAUGUCACCGGAAGAAGAAUUAAAAAGAAGGCGUGUAUCAGCAAGUACAAUCCACCAGAUGGCUGACAGGCUGAAUCACGAAUCUCGAGUACGAAUAUCUCAACUAUGUAUUUGCGCUGCAAUGAUGCACAUGCAUCGAUUCUUCGUCUUUCAUUCCUUCUUCAAGUUUGAUCCACGGGACAUUGCUGCUGCGUGCUUGUUUUUGGCAGGUAAAUCAGAAGAAUGUCCGCGCAAGUUGGAUCAUGUCGUACGUGUAUGGUGGGCCAUCAAGUUUCCUCAUUCACCAAAUUUGGACAGUAAUCGUCUUCAUGAGGCAUCGCAACUGAUUGUCACAUUGGAAAAUCUCGUCCUACAAACAAUUGCAUUCGACUUGUCAGUGGACAUACCGCAUCCUUACGUCCUGACGCACAUGCAAAAAUUUGCACGAGAUGCUUCAGGAAACAGAAGGAUAUCGGAAAUAGCUUAUUGGUUUGCGAGUGACAUGCUUCAUAUGACAAAUUGGGGAGUACGAUAUACGGCAAAAGCGAUUGCGUGUGUUUGCAUCCAAAUGGCAUGUCUCUGGGCAGAAUUUGAAGUAACUGCUGUAUGCACAAAGCAAUCAGCGAAAACACUGCCUUGCCGUUACAUUUUAAAUUUAGUGUUUUAA
Molecule: messenger RNA, 810 nt
Organism: Loa loa (African eye worm)
Lineage: Eukaryota; Metazoa; Nematoda; Chromadorea; Rhabditida; Onchocercidae
Exons: 9
Coding region: 1-810 (269 amino acids)
Biological process (GO): regulation of transcription by RNA polymerase II; positive regulation of DNA-templated transcription, elongation
Cellular component (GO): cyclin/CDK positive transcription elongation factor complex; nucleus
Molecular function (GO): cyclin-dependent protein serine/threonine kinase activator activity
Source: RefSeq, a predicted model, not a curated record